Molecule: messenger RNA, 1032 nt
Organism: Oppia nitens
Lineage: Eukaryota; Metazoa; Arthropoda; Arachnida; Sarcoptiformes; Oppiidae
Product: G-protein coupled receptor 83-like
Exons: 2
Coding region: 1-1032 (343 amino acids)
Biological process (GO): G protein-coupled receptor signaling pathway
Cellular component (GO): neuron projection; plasma membrane
Molecular function (GO): neuropeptide binding; neuropeptide Y receptor activity
Source: RefSeq, a predicted model, not a curated record
AUGAAUUUAAGUUUAAGCCAUUUUGAUAAUUUCAAUGUAUUUUUUAACAACCAAACAGAUAGACCAAUGCUUAACAGUGAUGUAAAUGAAGAAAAAAGUGAUGAUUACAUUCAAAACAUUUUAAUUACGAUAUCGUAUUCAUUGAUAGUUAUUAUCUCAUUAGUUGGCAAUACUCUGGUUUUCAAGACAAUUGCUUUUCAGUCAAAAAUGCGAAACUCAACGAACAUAUUAAUUGCUGUUUUAGCCGUUUCUGACUUAUUGAUGACCAUAUUUAACAUACCGUUCACUGUUGUCGACAUAAUUACAAGGGACUGGCUAUUUGGCCAAUUUUUUUGUACAUUGGUAUCAUUUGUCCAGGCUAAUUGUGUAUAUGUUUCCAGCUUUACAAUGGCUGUCAUAGCCAUCAACCGUUUUCAAGCAGUUUAUAGGACUCGACCUCAAGUUCCGGUUCGCAGUGAACAACGAUUUGAUUUUAAAUUACUGUUAAUCCUACUAAUAAUAUGGGUUUUGGCAGCCCUUCACUCACUCCCACACACUAUAUUCAAUGGCAUUGUUUUAAUUCAUGGCAAUCGUCGGUGUUAUCCAACGUUACCCGAAACUCAAUAUAACUUGCGAUUGAUAUUAACUUUGGAGACAUUUGUCACACAAUAUAUAAUUCCCUUAUCGUGUGCUGGAGUUAUAUACACAAGAAUAUCAUUCACAAUACUAUCUCAGGGAAGGGUCGGUGAAUCCACUGAAGACAGAGCUCGACAAAUGACCGGAAAAAAGAGACGCCGUAUUUCAAUGUUAAUACUUGUGGUUACAAUAUUUGCCUUAUGUUGGCUACCAUUUAAUGUUUAUUACUUAUUAUUAGACUUUGAAAUCAUUGAAAAACCAAAUUUUGUCAUUUUCUUACUCUGCCAUUGGUUGGCGAUGUCAUCCGUUUGCUAUAAUCCAUUUGUCUACUGUUGGCUAAACGAAAACUUUCGCAAAGAAGCCAAAAGAUUCUUCACAUUUAUUCUGGAAAUCCGUAACAGACCUGCGAUUAUAUAA